Molecule: messenger RNA, 834 nt
Organism: Rubroshorea leprosula
Lineage: Eukaryota; Viridiplantae; Streptophyta; Magnoliopsida; Malvales; Dipterocarpaceae
Source: the annotation of a GenBank genome assembly
GCCUGCUGGGUUCCUUCGAAACCCGAUGGAACCUAGGCGUUGGGUUUCUCUUCCCUUUAGAACCCAACGCUUGUUGGGUUCCUUCAAACCCCAAUGGAACCCAGGCAUUGGUUUUCUCUUCCCUUUAGAACUCAACGCUUGUUGGGUUCGAAGGAACCCAGCAUGCUUGGGUUCGAUGGAACCCAAGCACGAGUUCUUUCAAACCUAGGCGUUGGGUUCCUUGGAACCCAGCACGCCUGGGUUCAGAAACUCUCCAUUUCUACCUCCAGUUGCUCAGCCACCGUAUUCCUCCCCACACAAAGAAGCAGAGGAAAAGGAGAGACUGUCAUCGUCUUUACUCCAUCAUUUGCUUUUGCUUCUUCUUCGAUUCUCUCUCUCUUUCGUUAAAUUCGUCAUCGAUUUCUUGUUCAAGUAAGCUCUCUCGAUCGUUUAGCUUUGAGGCUUUGUCUUUUCAAUUUGAGAUUAUGAUGGAUCAAUUUAUGUUUGGUUGAUUUGAUGAUUCUGUCACUCGUUUUGAUGUUUUUGUGCUAUUGAAAGUGAGAUCUGUGUGUACAUUGACGAUCUCUGUUGUCGAUUUUGCAAUUUUAAUUCGUUCUGGCUUUAGUUGGUUUUAGUGAUUGCUUUAUUUGGUUUCCUGAUUUGGUUUUUUGGUCUUUGGAUCUAUGUUUUAUGAUGUUACUAUCGGCUAACUAGAUCGUCUGGAUUCUAAUAGUAGUGUUCUUUCGAACCCAGGUGCUAGGUUCGAUGGAAACCAAGCAUGAGGUUCCUUGGAACCUAGGUGUUGGGUUCUUUCGAACCCAACACGCCUGGGUUCAAUGAAACUUGUAUUCUUUC